AUAUAUAUAUAUAUAUAUCAAGAAAUUAAUGUUUACAAAUCAAUUGAAUUGAACAUUGAAUCCGAAAAAAACAAUUUUUAAUUUCUGAAACAAAAAAACAAUUUUGUUUGUCCAUUCAUUCUCUAGUGUUCAAUUGAAUUGAAUUGAAGUGUUUGAUUGGUGAUGAUUACUUACACACAUUAAACCUUGAGUAAAUAAGCUACUAGCUAUUCAUUCAUUCAUUCAUGCAUUCGGUUUUUGUAAUAUUUGCUGCAAUCAAUUACCAACUUUAAGGCUUUGUAAUAAAAGCAUUCAAAUGAUAAUUCUAAUGCAAUCAGUCAAGCUAUCGGCUUUGUUACAAAGAGAAAAUGUCAUUGUGUCUACAACAACAACACUACGACGAUUGGUUAGUACGAUAAAAUCGUCACCGCCUGGGAAUUCUGAUGGUAACACUUCAAAACCUGUAGAACAUGUUCAAGAUGUAAAGAAAAUGUCAACGGAAUCGAAGACCUAUAAUGUACCAGAAUAUUAUAAACACAAUGCAUUUGAUUUUUACGAUUCUGAAGUACAACUGAAAGGAUUUCGAUUACCACAACCUAAUCCUUCAUGAUUUAUGUGUGACAUUGUUUUUUAAACAUUUAAUAGUAGUUAUGUAAUAGAUUAUAAAAAAAAUUAUUCAUGUACUAAACAUUCGAGGCAAAUAUACGUAUUAUUUCUUA
Schistosoma turkestanicum is the source of this 698-nucleotide messenger RNA. Lineage: Eukaryota; Metazoa; Platyhelminthes; Trematoda; Strigeidida; Schistosomatidae. The record is from the annotation of a GenBank genome assembly.